Messenger RNA from Salarias fasciatus (jewelled blenny), 5054 nucleotides. Its product is annotated as cGMP-inhibited 3',5'-cyclic phosphodiesterase A-like. NCBI's taxonomy places the organism in Eukaryota, Metazoa, Chordata, Actinopteri, Blenniiformes, Blenniidae. Gene Ontology annotation, molecular function: 3',5'-cyclic-nucleotide phosphodiesterase activity. Gene Ontology annotation, biological process: signal transduction. The transcript has 16 exons. Bases 12 to 3515 code for a protein of 1167 amino acids. The record is from RefSeq and is a predicted model, not a curated record.
CCGCCCGGCUGAUGGGAAUGGCCUUAGAGGCGGACGGCGACAGGGGAUCAUCGAGAAGCGCUCAUGAAAAACAUCCCCGGGCGGCGCUGGAGCGCAGCGGCUACGUGAAGACAUGUGUCACCGCGCCGUGCCAGGACGCACGGAGCCAGUCGCGGCUGAGACUCGCCGUGACAUGGACUUGCAGAGGAGUGUCGUCUGCGCUCUGCGUCGCCUCCAUCUCCGUUAUUCUCGCUCUGUUGCUCGGAUUGGUUGACUGGGAUGCAGGCAGCAGCGGCGGCGGCGGCAGCGGCGGAAAUAACAGCUGCGGCUCCGGCUCUAGUUUCCAUUCGGCAGCGGGCUGCGCUGUGGAGCUGCUUUUGACUGCGUGCUCCUGCGUCUCUCCCGCGUUCUCCCUCGUAUGUGCCUUCUUGUGGGUCGGGCUGUGCGUGAUCCGCUGCGGGGUGCUGCUCCGCACCGCGCUCUUUCUGUUCGCGCUGUGCCACUUGGGCGAAGCCGCGGCGCAGUCUCUCCUGCGCGGCGCCGAGGAGCAGCUGCUCUCCUUCCCCGCAAAUCUGGUCGUCCUCGGCUGCCUGGGCUGCGGGGCUCUGCUGGUCGUCCGGCUGGGUCAGGGAGUGUCCGUCCUCGUCCUCAUUAGCGUCGUCAGGGCCGUCUCCCUCGCCUCCCUGAGCCGCGUCCGGGCCGGUUGGAGACCCCACCUGGCCUACCUGCUGGGGCUGCUGGGGGUUCUGCUUGCGAGGUAUGCUGACCGGCUCCUGCCGGCCUCAGGGACCAGCGGGACGGGGUGCUGUGGCUCUGUGACCGGGGCGAAGGAGGAGGACAUCCCUGUCUUCAAAAGGAGACGGAGGUCCAGCUCCAUAGCGGCCUCGGAGAUGAUGGCUCACAGUCAGAGCAACAGCAAGUCCCACCGCAGGACUUCGCUGCCCUGCAUUCCGCGGGACCAGAUGAUGUGUCAAACAGAAUGGGACUACAAGAGAGCGCUGAGCAAAUCCCAGUCCUCGGGCACCAGUGUGGUGGUGGACAUCGCGGUGAUGGGCGAGGCCCACGGUUUGAUCUCAGACCUGCUGGCCGACCCCUCGCUGCCCCCGAACACCUGCAGCUCCCUGAAGGCCGUCAGCAACCUGCUCAGCACCCAGAUCAGCCUGCAGCCGCUACACCGACCACGCGCCUCCACAGACGCACACGCCUGCUCCGACUCCGAGGACGGCCCCGAAAGAGCAGAGAGACUGGCCAUUCCAAAGCGUCUCAGGCGGAGUCUGCCUCCAGGAUUGUUGAGGAGAAUUUCAUCAACUUGGACCACGACCACCUCAGCGACGGGGCUGCCGACCAUAGAGCCGGGUCCCGUGCGCAGAGACCGCUCAGCCAGCAUCAAACACACUACCGACGGUGAGUCGUGGAACAACUCAGUGAUGAUGACCAUCUCCAAGAGCCGCUCCAUGUCCGCCUCCUACGCUGCCUCCAUCACUUCCAACCACCUCUACAGCAAACCACUGGGAAGACCAGGUUUCCCCCCCUCCAACAUAUCACCUCUGGGCUCGCCGUGCCCGUCUCCUACUGUCCAGGGCACUCCCGCCUCCAGCCCCACGAUAAAGACGUGUUCGUUACAGCUUCCAGAGCCGGCCGGGCCCCUAACAGAGCGGGUCCCUGCCUCUGCGGCCGCCAAGAGCCAUCACAGAGCCUUAACUCACAGUCAGAGCGCCCCAAGCUCCACCACCACCCACUGGCGGCCUCCAUCGCUCUGCGUCAGCUGUGGCAGGCCGUUCCACAAUCGACUGAGCCACGGGGUGGAAUCAGUGGAAAAGGGAGACAGGAUACCCCAUCGAGAUGAGCGCGUAGUAGCUUCUUCAGACUACGACAGCACCUACGACAGCACCUACGAGACCAACCACAGUGACAGCAGCGACUUUGCACAGAACGAGGAGGAGGGAGAGGGGGGCAAGAAGCCGCCCGAAGCCAGGGAAAGUUGUAGGGAGUAUCCAGCAGAGGGCAUUGUUCUCCAUCCUCUCCUGCCCUCACCGGAGGAAGAGCCCGUGGCGGUCACGGAGGAACCGGCGGUGCCGGAGCUCGAGCCUCUCAUGACUGAGCUCAACAACUGGAACUUUCCUAUUUUCAGCCUGGUGGAGAAGACGCACGGCAAGACAGGCUGCAUCCUCAGCCAGGUGUCCUAUAAGCUGUUUGAAGACACGGGUCUGUUUGAGACAUUCAGGAUUCCCGUUCAGGAGUUCAUGAACUAUUUCCACGCAUUGGAGAACGGAUACAGGGACAUUCCUUAUCACAACCGGAUCCACGCCACUGACGUGCUCCACGCCGUUUGGUACCUCACCACGCAGUCCGUGCCCGGCCUGCCCAUCCUGCUGACUGAGAACGGGCUUCACAACGAGAACGGCAUCACGCCGGGUUCCGCAGGCUUCCUGGUGUCCAAGAUGAACGCCCUGCUGGAGGAGGGCUAUGGCUCUCUGGCCGGUCUCAUCCCCGGCCUGGAGCUCAUGGCCCUCUACGUCGCCGCCGCCAUGCACGACUACGACCACCCAGGGAGAACCAACGCCUUUCUCGUAGCCACCAGCGCUCCCCAGGCUCUUCUCUACAACGACAGAUCCGUCUUGGAAAACCAUCACGCGGCUGCAGCUUGGAACCUCUUCAUGUCCCGACCGGAGUACAACUUCCUGGUAAACCUCGAACACGUGGAGUUCAAGCGUUUCCGCUUCCUGGUGAUUGAAGCUAUUUUGGCCACGGACCUCAAAAAGCACUUUGACUUCCUCGCAGAGUUUAAUGCGAAGGUGGGAGAUGAAGGCGUGUCUGGUAUCGACUGGACCAAUGAGAACGACAGGCUGCUGGUGUGCCAGAUGUGCAUCAAGCUGGCCGACGUCAACGGGCCGCUGAAGUGCAAAGAGCUGCACCUGCAGUGGACGGAGGGCAUCGUCAAUGAGUUCUACGAGCAAGGUGAUGAAGAGGCCAGCCUGGGCCUUCCCAUCAGCCCCUUCAUGGACCGGUCUGCCCCGCAGCUCGCUAAACUGCAGGAGUCGUUCAUCACUCACAUCGUCGGGCCGCUGUGCUCCUCCUACGACUCUGCCGGUCUGAUGCCGGGAUGCUGGGUGGACACGGCCGAGGGGGGGAUGGAGCCAGACGUGGAGAAAGAAGGACAAGAUGCGGACGAGGAGGAUAUAGCUGAUGAGGAUGCUUCUACCAGCUCUGACCACUCCCAGCGGCCGGAAGCCAAAAAGAUGAGCAGGAGGAAAGUGUUCUGCCAGAUCACACAGCAUAUUCUGGAGAACCAUGAAAUGUGGAAAAGAGUGCUGGCCACAGAGGCCCCCGAGGACGUCCAGGGAGAGAGCCCAAACUGCAUCAGCAGCCCCGCCGACCCAAUCACAGCCAUUCACGAGGAGGAGGAGGAGCAAGCAAGCAAAGAGGAGGAGUCUGCCGACGGCCUCGACGAGAGGGAGGAGGUGCCGGCGAUAGAGGAAGAGGAACUCCUUCCACAAUCAGAGACUUCAGGAGAAAAAGAGGAAGAACCAGAGUGAUGUUACAAAUGGUGACCUCCUCUUAAACAGGGAAUCUGAACAGUGUCUAAAAAUGUUUGUUUGUUUUUUUUUCCUUUUCUUUACUAAACUCUGAUAUAGUAGCCAGCACAUCACUUUGACACAACACUGUAGAAGAUGUUUUUGGGUAAAAUGUGCCUAACAAAAAAAAAACAGGGUUGAGGAGAGGGAUGACAUCCCAGCGCAUCUGACGGAGAGAGAGAGAGAGAGAGAGAGAGAGAGAGAGCAAGGAGAGUGUUUGAUGAAGUAAACCAAGGGGAAGAAAAAGCUGAAAACUAAAAAAAAGAAAAAAAAAAAAGAAAAUAAGUGAAUGAAUAUAGACUGUUUUUGUUUUGCGUUUUCGUUGGGUCUGGAUCUGGCACCUUGCCCUCACCCAGACUACCCAUCCUGCACUAUAGGCCAACCACACUGAUUAAGAAAUCUACGCUGUCAGUGAGAUUUACCGUAACGUAACCCCCUCCUGCACUCUUCUCCCGUUGCUCGCAUGCGAUCAGCACACCGAGGAGCCGCCUGGCUGGUUGAGGAUGUGCAACAAGCCCCCUCUCCGUGAAGACAAUGGGAUGAAAGACAGGGGAAAGGCUCCGCCGAGGCUCAGCCUCACAGAGUUUUUUAAGAUUGAAAAAAAAAAAAAAAAACAAGCCAGUCGCAGUGCAUUGUGUAUCCAGACAAAGACAUCGACACGAUCUUCACACACACAUGCACACGCAGUACUACAGCAGAAACAUGUUCCCUGACUGAGACGUACAGGAAGUUCAACAAGGAGCCCCGUUGCUCCAAAAGCUUUAUACGCACUCAAGGAAAAACAUACAAAACGGUGUUUUGUUCAACGUAAAACAAUGGUAGGCAGUAAUUAUUUUCCUCUGGCCUUUUGUUUGGUAGUCAGACCAGCCCACCUGCAUGUUUCCAGACCGCACAACUCAGGAAGACAGAAACCUGUAGAGACAGAAACACGCCUCUGCUUCGGCUUUUCUCUCACUGCUGUUUCAGAUGUCAGUUCAGGAACAAGUGUGCUUCCACUUUGUGCAACACAAAAGAAGCCACAAGGGACAGUACACACCCUGGUGUUAAUGGCAUCAGCGCAAACUUACAAGGCACAAAACUAGCUAAUAAGGUAAUGUGUUUUGUUGGGUGAAUAUCAUUGUUUCAGUAUUUGCACCACUUUGCAGCACGUUUUCGUUAAUCUUUAUAGUUGAUGUAGCACCAGUGUUUUUCUCAAUAUUAUUUAUGGGCUGGUAUGUAGGCCAAAUGUUUGAGAAAGUAAAGUAAUCCAGUAAGCCAUAGUGGAUCAGGCCAGAGCUGAGUCACAGCUCCAAAUCACCCAAGAAGAUUUAAUAAUAAGACAUGGCUGCCCUGUGACGCCGGUAGCCAUCCAGGAGGUAUUGAGUGUUACCGAGAGGCUCGGUGGAGGCCUGAGAAACGGCAAAACCUCGCAGCGUUCCAUUAUUGGCUCAAGAAGUUGAAGACACAGUCAAAAUUAUUCCCAGAAGUUCGAAGUUCAGUGUGCACGCAAAUGAAAAUAUU